ACCAAAAAGUUGUUAUGGAAACUAAUGAGCUAUGUGAUUUGAAUUUUGCAUAUCAAACAUCGAUAAGUAUCGACUGACAUUUUUUGCAGCCCUACCGCGAAGUACAUAUGCUGUUUGAUAAAACUCGCGUAAAGUGGAUUCUAAUAUGUUUAAACAAUCUUUUAAGUAUUAUAAGCAGAAAACACCGCUGCCCGAUCUACAGGAUGUAAUUGAUUUAGAUUCAUAUGGAGAUAAUCCCGGUAUCGCUGCUCGACCAUGGUUCACUCUGGUAAAUCCCAUGAGCAUCUGUGAAUUGAACAAAAAUAAGGCUGCAGAGCUAGCACUACCUGUUGGUUUGAAACCAACGCACGCAUGGCAGUGUUAUACGCUAAUGCAACAUCCUGGCCUGAUUGUCAUACGGAAUCCAUUUAUGGCCUUGGGCCAGCGUUAUUGGAUGAGUCGCUGUCUACGUGACUAUCCGCAGAAACCAAACAUAUCCAACUUGGAUGCAAAUCCUGCAAUGGCAGAUUUUUCAACGGACUGGUGGAUGGAGCUGCAGCGUUCUACGGACAAGCAAGCAAAACAACGUAUUAAAACUUCUAUGCGUUGGACGACAUUGGGCUAUCACCACAAUUGGGAUACCAAGGUGUACGAUGAGGCAAUGCACAACAAAUUUCCAGAUGAUUUAAAAGCUCUAUGCCAAUUCUUUUCACUUGCCAUUGGAUUUGCCAAUUAUGAGCCACAGGCUGCUAUUGUCAAUUACUAUCCAAUUGGUACUACUUUAUCUGGGCACACAGAUCAUUCGGAGUUGAACCUCAAAGCUCCCUUGUUUUCCUUUAGUUUUGGACAAGCUGCUAUAUUUCUUAUAGGCGGCACCACCGUAGACGAAAAGCCCUCAGCGCUGUUUCUUCGUAGUGGAGACGUUUUAGUCAUGUCGGAACAGUCCAGACUCUGCUAUCACGCAGUUCCACGCAUCCUACCAACGGACUUAAAGCCCUGGAAUGACUGUCUACCACCAACCAAAGAUGAUGAUAAGGCUGUAGGACAUUGCAUGGAUACCGUGUUGUACAGCAAUGUUUAUGACGAUCAAUUUUGGCUGCCAUUUGAGGACUAUAUAACUGACUCGCGUAUCAAUGUAAAUGUUCGUCAAGUACUAGAAUUUGGCAAAACCGAAUUUAAAUAACUCAUAAAUCGAAUGUGUGUAUGUGUCUAUAUUUAUAUAUUUCUGUGUGCCUAUAUUAUAUAUGUAUAUAUGUCUAUAUUUAACCAGCAAAGCGUAAAGGUUGUGACUACAGUUUAGGAAAUAUGUAUACAAAAUUUUUUUUUACUACCAAUCAUAACUUGAUUAGUAGAGGCUAUAUUCUAGUUGGGCAGCAUCGAAUG
Messenger RNA from Drosophila busckii, 1362 nucleotides. It is a transcript of the gene AlkB, whose product is annotated as nucleic acid dioxygenase ALKBH1. The record is from RefSeq and is a predicted model, not a curated record. Bases 146 to 1162 code for a protein of 338 amino acids. Gene Ontology annotation, molecular function: ferrous iron binding; oxidative RNA demethylase activity; broad specificity oxidative DNA demethylase activity. The transcript is spliced from 3 exons. NCBI's taxonomy places the organism in Eukaryota, Metazoa, Arthropoda, Insecta, Diptera, Drosophilidae. Gene Ontology annotation, cellular component: cytoplasm; nucleus. Gene Ontology annotation, biological process: oxidative RNA demethylation.